Molecule: messenger RNA, 589 nt
Organism: Trichoderma harzianum CBS 226.95
Lineage: Eukaryota; Fungi; Ascomycota; Sordariomycetes; Hypocreales; Hypocreaceae
Exons: 1
Coding region: 128-463 (111 amino acids)
Source: RefSeq, a predicted model, not a curated record
CCCCGAGAGGCUCUCUUUUGGGAUCUUAGCAUCUCGGUUACAAUGCUACGGUACGUGGAUCUAGCUUAAAGGCUACCUCUCGGCAUUAAUCAUCUUAUACGGGAUACCAAACGGUAUCUAAACAAGCAUGCUACCACUUGUUCUCAUGUUUCUUGAUGUGAUUCUCAUUUGUUGCGAGUACAGACAAAGUAAGCUUUGUUGUCUCCCCCUUUUCUCAGUUUGCUGUAUUACUUGUAAGAGAUUAUCGUAUGCAAGCAAGCAAACAAACAGCGUGCAUAUUCGGUGGCUUCUGACAUACCCAGCUAGCGUUUAUGAUACAUUCCCUCGCCUUGCAGUGCCCACCCUCCUCUCAUUAACUGGGAAUAUGUCACUGCGGAUACAAUAUUAUCAAUCUCUCUCAAGCAUCAUAUCCACAUCCACAUCCAUACAAGCCUCUCUUCCAGUUCAUCUCCAUCCCCCGUAGUAUCCAUCCCAAAGGGCUCCUCCAAGUAAACCAUGCUGCUCGCUUCGCUUAGCUGCCACCAUUAAGAAAGAAAGAAAAAAACAAAGAAAAGAAGAAGGGAAAAACAGUCCCACAUGUCCCUUUCUC